Mastomys coucha (southern multimammate mouse) is the source of this 2787-nucleotide messenger RNA. RefSeq names its product C-type lectin domain containing 14A (gene Clec14a). The record is from RefSeq and is a predicted model, not a curated record. Gene Ontology annotation, biological process: cell migration. Bases 446 to 1831 code for a protein of 461 amino acids. Gene Ontology annotation, cellular component: external side of plasma membrane; extracellular matrix. Gene Ontology annotation, molecular function: extracellular matrix binding; extracellular matrix protein binding. The transcript has a single exon. NCBI's taxonomy places the organism in Eukaryota, Metazoa, Chordata, Mammalia, Rodentia, Muridae.
UGUGGGCUUAUGGUUCCUGCCCACUAUCAUCACUGAAUUCUGAGAUUCAAAGUCCAGAUAACUAUGAGCAAGGAAAGAGCCUCACUUGCUCCCGCUGGCAAAUUUCUUUUCUCCUGCUUAUCUAAGCGGGGCAUUGGACCCCCAUGACCCAGUGUGUUCCCAGUGUUGAGGCGCCAGCUGUGUUCCUGACCCCUGAAUAAAUCAGGGCCACACAGAGCCUGGCAGAGCUCUGGGACACAUUUCCUGUCAAGGCCUAGGGAAAGCAUUUGGCUAAGGGAGUGUGGUGUGGACUUUCGGCUGUUGGGGGAUGAGGGCUCAGGAGAGGAGAGGGGAGGGCACACAUGGUGGUAGAAAGGGCUGUAGAGGGCGGCGACUCUAGAAACAGCCUGGUGCCGUCCAGCAAGCCAGACGACUUGGGAGCAGCUGUGUGCUCUGAGUCUCCAGGAUGAGGCCAGCGCUUGCCCUGUGCCUCCUCUGUCCUGCGUUCUGGCCCAGGCCAGGGAAUGGCGAGCACCCCACGGCCGAUCGCGCAGCCUGUUCGGCUUGGGGGGCUUGCUACAGCCUGCAUCAUGCUACUUUCAAGAGAAGGGCGGCGGCGGAGGCCUGCAGCCUGCGCGGCGGGACUCUCAGUACCGUGCACUCCGGCUCGGAAUUGCGAGCUGUGCUCCAGCUCUUGCGUGCAGGUCCCGGGCCUGGCGGAGGCUCCAAAGACCUUCUGUUCUGGGUGGCUCUGGAGCGUGCCCCUUCACAGUGCACCCUGGAGAGGGAGCCUUUGAGGGGUUUCUCCUGGUUAGAUCCGGACUCAGAAGACUCGGAGGACAGCACACUACCGUGGGUGCAGGAGCCACAACUUUCCUGCACUGUAAGAAAGUGCGCUGCGCUCCAGGCCACCGGGGGAGUGGAGCCUGCUGGCUGGAAGGAGAUGCGCUGUCACCUGCGCGCCGAUGGCUACCUAUGCAAGUACCAGUUUGAGGUUCUGUGCCCAGCACCUCGCCUGGGAGCCGCCUCUAAUUUGAGUUUCCAAGCUCCCUUCCGGCUGAGCAGCUCCGCGCUGGACUUCAGCCCUCCUGGGACCGAGGUGAGUGCGAUGUGUCCCGGGGACCUCUCUGUCUCCUCCACCUGCAUCCAGGAAGAGACAAGCGCACAUUGGGACGGGCUUUUCCCCGGGUCAGUGCUCUGCCCCUGUUCUGGGAGGUACCUCCUUGCUGGCAAAUGCGUGGAGUUCCCUGACUGUCUAGACCACUCGGGAGACUUCGUAUGCGAAUGUGCAGCGGGCUUUGAGCUGGGGAAGGACAGACGCUCUUGUGAGACCAAGGCGGAAGGACAGCCAACCCUCGAGGGGACCAAGUUGCCCACCAGGAAUGUAUCAACCACUCCAGCCGGUCCUGUGACAAACAGAACAUGGCCAGGUCAGGUCUAUGACAAGCCAGGAGAGAUGCCCCAGGUCACUGAGAUUCCUCAGUGGGGAACACAGAGUACUUUACCUACUGUUCAAAAGACCCCACAAACCAAGCCAGAAGUCAUUGUCACACCAUCAGGAAGCGUGAUCCCCGCACUGAACUACACAUCUUCACCCCCUGUUUCUCUGACUUUCGACUCCUCCUCCACGGUAGUCUUCGUACUUGUGAGCAUAGGAGUAAUAGUUUUGGUAGUCUUGACCAUUACAGUGCUGGGGCUUUUCAAACUCUGCUUCCACAAAAGCCCUUCCUCCAGAACAAGGAAAGGAGCUUUGGACUCACCGGGUGUGGAGUGUGAUGCUGAGGCCACCUCUACGCACCACAAUUCUGCACAGUGCACUGACAUUGGAGUGAAGAGCGGGACUGUGGCCUGAGGGGCCGAGCUGAGGGUUCUUCACUGGCUGGGUCCUCUCUUGGAUCAGGACACUUAGGGAAACAGCUCAAUGCUCACAUCUUGUGUAGACUUUUCAAUUCCAACAACUGGGGAGAUUAGAGAAUUUGCAAUAAUUACUGUGGAAGUCCCCCGUCCCAUAAAUUCUCUUUAUUUUGAGCUAAAUCUGAAAGUGGAAGAAGUGGAGGCUAUGGGCUGGUACUGGAGGACAGGGUAGAAAAUGGCAAGAGGCAUUUUUCUUUGCUUUGGGAGAAUUUGGAGAAGUGCUUGAAUAUUUCCAGUGUUGGGAACAAAUAAAUAACACUAUAAUUUUUGGAACAUUUAUUUUCAUCCAAAAUGAGAAGGAAAUAUCUCUAUUAUUCAGGCUAGGAGUAUAUUAGCUUGAAAUUUUCAGGCAAAUAAUAAAGCAUUGUUGAGAACCUAGGCUAACGUAUGAUUGACUCAGUAAGGGUGUUAGGAGUACAACAUUCUGAGGAUAGCAACUGGCUAUGGGUUUACUGGGAAGACACAAAAGCGUACACUCUGUGCUUUGGGGGAAAUGUCCUUAUACACUAGCUCCUUCAGAACUAGUGAAGUUUCCUUUAUUCUUUUAUCCUUUGCUUUCAAAGUCACUGUGACUGUGCUCUGCUAUAAAUCCUAAGUGCAAUGUUGCCAGUUUCUGACUCCAGAAGCAAAUUACAGUUGACCACCAAUCCAAGUGUUUACUGUGUGUCCUUGCCCAAGGAAACAAAUGAUUUGUGUCUUCCUUUUCCAAUGUUUGUGUUCUCCAGUGUAAUGACCUUACUACUCAAGCCACCUUGUACACAUCAAGAUGCUGAGCCUCACUUCCAAUUACGAUGAUGUUAAUUCUCAAUUAAAACGUUAAUGCUAAGUAUUGAUUUGAAAUCUUCUGGGUGCAUUAAAGCAAAAGGAAGCUUGGUUUCUUCCAAAGAUGCUAGA